CGUAAUUCUAUUUUUAGCAUCAGUUGGAUUGUGUAAUAAAUUUCACAAAUCUUUUUUAAUUUUGAUAUCUCUGGGUUUUACCUUACGGUUUUUGGCAGUCCAUAUAAUCCCGGAAGUUAUAUUAAAUUCGGAAAUGUCGGUUAAAUUAAUCUGCAAGCCGGAGUUUUUCCACCGUCGACUGAAUUCUCAGCUUGGUUUGAAUGUUGCGGUUGAACCCGGAACGACCUACUUCUUGUGCAGUGGUCUGGAGGAGGUACCUGGGUUAGUAAGCUCGCAGAACUCCGCAAGUCUAACGGCAUUGUCAGGAGAAAAAAAGGUUCAGAUUUUAAUCUGUAAAGAGAGACCAGAUGAUAUAAAGACAUCUUUGCAGACGGAUGCGAAAUUUGGAACAGACAGUACAACUAGUGUACCAGAGGAAAGCAUUUUAUCAAAGACAACAUCACCAUUGAAAGAGAAGAAAAGCAGUGAUGUAGGCAGAGUCAAACCAUCCAGCACUUGCACUGUCACUUCAACAUCUGACCAAGACGCUGGAAAUCGUGAAGAAACUAAUCCAUGGCCAUCAGCUGGCCAGUCCAAGGUUGAAGCCCCAGUUAUUAAGCUCCCAUUAUACACUUUGAGCAAUCUAAGCCCGCAGUCGCCAGUUGUUUCAAAGAGUACAAGUAUUCACAUGCCAUUCACUUCUAUUCAUAACCCGAUGCAAGGAGGGUCUGUGACGGCGAAUGCCGAAAAAAGUUCAAACUUGCCAUGUCAAGCAUUGAGGCACGAACUGAAACAGGCAAUCUUACAGAGACGUAUGAUUCAAGGAAAAACGAUGAUUGACUUAAUGAAGGAAGAAAAUCAAAGGCAGGAAGCCGCACAGAAUAUGAAGAUGUCAGAAGAAGAAAUUGAAAAGAUGAUUAAGAGACGCGUCUCAAACAACCGAGCUGCAAGAAAAUGUCGAGAAAAAAGGAAAUUGGAAGAGGAAAGUUUGACACAGGAGGUGAAGAGACUGAGUGAGCGUAAAAACGCACUGAAUGCAAUUAUAUCGACACUGGAACAGCAGCAGCAAUUCCUGAGAUUAUGGGCAACUGGAUCUGAAGUUGACGAUUCAGUUUCAAACGAAAAGCUGAGAUCUAUUCUCAACUCCGAAGUUAAAAUUCCCGAACUUCCUCCUCGGACAGAAUUCAAAAUGGAAGAAGAUUUGUCUAAUAGUAUUAUAAUAUCCAGUUCGGAAUAUAAUUCGGAUGAUACCAGAAAUGGGUUUGAGUUUGACAGUAGUCAGGACACAAAUGAUACUGCUGACUCUGUGGCUGUAGGUUACACAGAAAUGACAGUUGAAGAAAUAAACAGCAUUGUGUCUGAUAACUUUGGCAGUACUAAAGCCAAUUUAGUGGAAAAAGAUGAAAGAAAUUUUGGAGAGAUACACAUUAAAAGCGAAGACGUUCAAAAUAACUCUGAUAAUGACUCUGAUGUUGAACUUAUAGAAAUAGACAGGCCAUUAAUAAUUGAUGUAAAUUAAAUAUUUAUUUGCUUUUGUAUAUUUGUGUUGUUUGUCUGUCUGUCUGUUUUGAAAUUGUGGUGUAGUCUUCGUAUUCUGUAUCUUGAAUUAUGUGUAUUCUAUAUCAUUAAUUAACUUUAUUAAAAGAUCUUAUACAAAGUA
Messenger RNA from Mercenaria mercenaria, 1639 nucleotides. RefSeq lists its product as uncharacterized. Gene Ontology annotation, molecular function: DNA-binding transcription factor activity. Gene Ontology annotation, biological process: regulation of DNA-templated transcription. The record is from RefSeq and is a predicted model, not a curated record. The transcript is spliced from 5 exons. NCBI's taxonomy places the organism in Eukaryota, Metazoa, Mollusca, Bivalvia, Venerida, Veneridae. Bases 134 to 1498 code for a protein of 454 amino acids.